UUCAUUGACAACGAUAUUUUGAUGCGUCAACAAGGACGCGUAGAGCUCUACACUGAGACUACAGGUUGGGGUUCACUAUGUGGCAAUAGUAGUGACAUACGAGAUGGACAGGUGUUGUGCGGGAUGCUGGACUAUCCAGGUUUGGAUUCAAUACAGAAUAUGAACUAUAACGAAAAUUGGCUUCCAAUUACCAAUGUUGGUCUGAACUGCACUGGCACUGAGAAUAGCAUUGAUCACUGCAUAUACAAUACAAGCGAUAGCACCACUUGCGACAAAGUGACGCGCAUCGACUGUGAAGAUGCAGUACGGCUCGAAGAAGGUCCUUGUGAUUCAGAAGGUAGAGUCGAGGUUUAUCAGCACGGCUCCUGGGGACCUGUUUGUGAUGAUAACUUCACGAUAGCGGAUGCAACCGUUGUGUGCCGAAUGUUCGGAUUGCAAUUGGUGGAACUCUUAGACUGGGACGUCCCACCAUCUGUAGUGUCUUCGAAUAGCGCUACGUUGAAGAAUCCCUGGUGUACCAGAAAGGAUAGAGAUAUCCGAUAUUGCAUUCACGAACCAAACGCAACUUGCAAUAAAUACGCAGCCGUCAAAUGCAGCGAUCCCCUAAAUGUAUGUCUAGCCGAUUGUCAAGAUUAUGAUUCAUUUGAGUCCUUGGAUUGUCCUCAAAGCCAAACAACUCAGGAAGACACUACUCGAGGGAUCACAUCGACUAUAUCUACGGUAUCUACAACUAUCAGCUCUUUAGGCCAAACAUCACAGGAAGACACUACUCAAGGGAUCUCAUCUACUCUAUCUCCGGUAUCUACAACUAGCAGCUCUUUAGUUACAACUCUCUCACCAAUCAAAGAAGAAGUUAAUAAGAUAGUGAAUACAAAUAUCACGAUGGACAAUAUAGAAGUUAUAUCUGAUGAAUUAGCGAAUGUAACAGAGAAAUCAACGAAAUUUGAUGAGGAACUCCUGGAGUCGGUCACCGACAAAUUAAGAAGCAUCGUUGGAUUUGCAUCGGAGCAGAACUUAACAGAAGAUGUCAUUGUACAAGUUUCCGAGAGCGUGAUAGGAGCGGUGGAUAAUAUCUUAAACAUCCCAGAGAGUACCUUCGAGACAGCGAGCUCCCAGCAGGUCUCAAACGAAAUACUGACUAUAAUCUCCACAUUGACUGAAGUCAUUCAAAAGACAUCCACUAACAACUUCACCUACAGGUAUGAGGAUAACGGUGCCGUUGGUCUCAUUGACCGGAAGCGAUGGAUUCCCUUCCUAGCUUGUCUCAGUAUUGAGUGAUAUCGAGUUUUUAGAAAUCAGAGUCGAAUCCAUUUGAAAUUCCUUAUGAUUUAUUUUAAAGAUUGAAUUUUAUAAACCGCGAUCAUGCACACUAAAAAAUAAAGGUAAA
Strongylocentrotus purpuratus (purple sea urchin) is the source of this 1387-nucleotide messenger RNA. Its product is annotated as deleted in malignant brain tumors 1 protein-like. NCBI's taxonomy places the organism in Eukaryota, Metazoa, Echinodermata, Echinoidea, Camarodonta, Strongylocentrotidae. The transcript has 8 exons. The record is from RefSeq and is a predicted model, not a curated record. Gene Ontology annotation, cellular component: membrane. Bases 22 to 1278 code for a protein of 418 amino acids.